Messenger RNA from Entamoeba invadens IP1, 3348 nucleotides. RefSeq lists its product as hypothetical. The record is from RefSeq and is a predicted model, not a curated record. Bases 1 to 3348 code for a protein of 1115 amino acids. The transcript has a single exon. Lineage: Eukaryota; Evosea; Mastigamoebida; Endamoebidae.
AUGAAAUCAAUACCUAUAUCCAUUGUUUUCUGGUGUGCAUUUAAACUCCAAAACAAUAAAAUACGUGGAAUGAAUACACUGAUGUUCAUGAUUAUAUAUUAUUUGUUACCAAUCGUACUUUCUCGUCCAGUUAGACAGCCAAUAUUGGGUGAUCAACAAAAACUAUCUUCUCAAAGAAACUUUGUUUUUCAUACUCCAAAAUCUUCAACUGGUACAGAAAAAGGUAUUUUAAAUUAUGCAGUUGAAAUGACUGAUAAUGUGCAUAACUUGGACGGCUCUAUGUUUAUUGAUUCUAUUGAUUGUUCAAAAGAAAACAUGCUCAAAAUUGUAACAACUUCAAAAACAAUAGAAAAUUGGAAAGAAGAUGAUUUGAUUUCUGGAUCUUCGAUGUGGGGUUGUGAAAAUCUUAAUCGUCGUGUCAAAUCUCUUGAUCUUCAAUACGAAGAAAAUGGGUAUUUUGGAUACAUUAUGAAAACAUCUAAUGCUGAUAUUAAAGAAUAUUUUACAAAAGCCAGAGUUCGAUAUUCUAGUGGAGACGAUGAUGAAGAAGUGCAAAUUCAUCCUCCAGUGGAACACCACAACACCACCCAAAACCCAGGUAAUAAUCAAUUGAUUCAAAGUACAUGGAGUGACAGUCAAGAAAAUGAAUUUAAGUUUCUCAAAGGAACAAGAAAGAGUGAAGAUUAUAUUGAAGAAGCCGAGCCUUUAAUCGGAAACGUCUUUUAUCGUGGAGACAAAAUUACAGUAAAAUUCAAAACCUUUGCAAAAUGUCAAAAUACCGACUUGUCUAUUCGUUGGAAAAUCAAAAAACACAUUUCUUUGAAACAAGACGAAGCUAUCAUGUUUUUCACUUCGACAGUUUCAAAAGAACACAAUGACGGAAGUGUUAUUGCAGAAGAAAUGGUGUUGGACUCAACAGAAUUGGCCGAAUAUGCGUAUAUAAGUAUGAGUGUGACAUGUAUGGGUACUGAGUACAAAUACUAUCUAAGCAAAUACUUUUCAUACAAUGUAAUUCCUGAAAUAAUAGUCACAUCGCCUUCUGUUGGAAAAGCUUAUCAAUUACAAGACACAAUCACUUUUGAAUGGGAAUAUACAAAUGAAAUGAUUCAAAAGUACCCCACAAUAACCUUGAUUGUAUUUGAAUGUGGCAAGGUUUCAUGCAACAAAGUGACUUCAAAAAAAUACCUCAACGAAGAAGUCCAAACAAAGCUGAAACAGUUUACUUGGCAAAUCGACAAAAACAUCGUCAAAGACACGGACUUGGUUCUUCAAAUUGACUACAAUUGCAACUUUGCUUUUUCUUCAUGGUGUGAAUAUGCUAUCAGUCCCAUGUUUCAGGUACUUUCUCCUACUUCAAGUGCAGACCAAGUUACCAUCACAGAUCCCGAAGUUGGAAAUUUGUAUCAAAGUGGAGAACAAUUAUGUGUUCAUUGGACAUAUGAAGAAAACAUGGAAGAUGAAUUGGUUAUAAUAGAAUUAAAAAAGGAUGUUUUUGGACUGGAUCCCACUUAUUAUCAGGGAUACACGAACUUACACAGUAAAGUGGGUUGUUUUGAGAUCCCUCCAGUUUCUGGUUCAUCGGACUUCUAUACCCAAAUGAGAUUCAAGUGUGGACUCUUCUUUUGUAAAUUGGCUGUUGGAAAUUACAUAACAAUCAACCAAGAAAGAAAGAUCCGUUUUGAGCACGGGUCUGCCAAAAGUCCUUACAAGUCGAUAGACAUCACUUUUGGUGUUGACAAACCAAUCAGUGACAAAUUUUACAUUUCGGUGAAACAAAAAUAUCCAAACUUUCUGGUUGUCCAACCACCCAUUGUUCUUCAGACAUUUUACGGUCCAGAUUACGUCCCCGGCCAAAGGUACAACACAACCUUAGUGUUUAAAAAAGAAAGUCCAUUCAAAUUAUUUGUAUCUAUCCAGUACGACUGUUUAAUUGGGAAAUUUAUGUGCAAAACAGAGCGAUCGCGAUAUUUCAGUAUUGAAACAACGUCGAGUGGAGGUUGGAACGACCCCAACGACCCCUCUGGGUUUAGAAAGAAGAUACCCCUUUUCGAUUUAAGUUGCAGAAACGUAGCAAAAUCAACAAACCCCAUUGGUGUUGCUUUGAAAAAGUUGUGCUCACAGAGCACACAAUACAUUGCUCUGGACGCUGGAAUUAAAACUACUUGUGAAAACUGUUACGCCAUUGCUAAGUUCAAAUUGAAAAAUUUUGAAUUUGAUCUUUCGUUUGCUGGGGUCUCGCGAAUGUCUGCAGACAUUGUGAUGGACACAACAUUGAGUUUCAACACUGUUAACCAGUUCAACAUCAAACUUAGGUCCAGUCAACAGAUUCCCAUCUUCGACUUAAAAGAGCUUGGUAUACCCUCUUUCCAACUCCAAAUAGGAUCUUACCUGUUAUCAAUUGGUCCCAUUCUCUCGGCCAAUUAUGUGUAUAAUUUUGACUUCAGUAUAUUUGCAAAGCUCCUUACAAAAUACACGGUGAAUUACCAAUUCAAAUUAAAUUACAAUAAUUUCGCCAAGAACCCACUUAUUUAUGAAAUUGUCAAAAAGGAGACAAAAGGUGAGAUCGGUUAUGAAGGGGGUGCAGCCUUAAAUGUAGACUUUGGACUUAAGCUCCAGGUUGGUGUGGGCAUUGGGGUUGGCAGUCUUAAUCUUGAUGUAUACACCUGGGCUAACAACACACUCACGAUGAAAUACCCUCCAUUCCAACCUUCAGCCGACUAUUUGGUGGAAGGUCGGAAGGUCCCACAUUAUUUGAAUUAUGAUUUGGACUUCACAAUGAAUGUAAUACCUUGGUAUAAGUUCCCAUGGGCUGGCAGCAAACGUAGAGACUAUACUUUUGUGACUUACGAAUACAACCUCCUCAGAAAAGGAUUUCUUGAGGCAGGAACACAGAGCAAAGAACGGAUAGUUGUUAUUUCUGUCGAAAACGACUACUUCACCAAGAACGUGGAAUUGGCACAAUUACAUUCAUUUGAUGAGAUAAAUAGUUUAUUGCAUGACUUCUCUCUGAACUCGACAAUUGUUUUCCCCGAAGACAAAAAAUUGGUAUCAUUCUCUAAAGAAGAACAAACACCUUACAGCAAAGUCGAAAUUUUAAUAUCUGAUGUAAAAAUACAAGACGAGUUGUUAUACAAACUCAAAAAGUAUAUUUUGUUUGGUGAGGUUCCCAGUGGGGUAACGCUAUCUGAGGAAUACACUUUCUUAAACAUUCUCUCGAAAAGCACAUUAAAGACAAACAAAAUAGAUGGCUGUAAAAUGACUGAUCUCAAAGAUGAAAAAUGCAGAGAGUGCAAUGAAGGGUAUGUAAUGAAAGAUUGGAAAUGUUUUCCAUUUAACACGAUAGAAUAA